AUGGUUAUAGAUCAGGAUGACAGAAUAUAUUGCAGAGCUGGUUCCAAGGAUGACUUAGAGGUGUUUACUUCAAUGGAAUUUCCUGAGUUACUAGAACUUCAUAUGGAUUUUGGUAAGGUUGAUGAGACAGGAUUGGUCUUGAAAUCAGCACCCAAGCUUUCUUUUGUUACUUUAGCACAUGUCAAAAAUAUGAACUUUUUCAAAAAUACAUGGAACAGUUUGAGAAAGCUACAUGUGCAGUCCUGCUCUGGUAUUUUUUCUCUUGAGAAUGCAAUUUUACCAAACUUGGAGAUUUUAACAAUCGAUGUUUCAAGUGAUCGCUGUGGGGCAGCAAAGAUAAAUAACUGUACCUUUCCAAAGUUACUUAAAUUGGAAGUAACUGGUGGUGAUGAAGCUAAUGGUUUUUUCGAAAACUUCGUGGCUCCGAAUCUUGAAUCAUUUUCCUCAGAAAUGCACAUUCUUAAUCUAGAUUUAUCCAAAUCCAGCUCAAACUUGAAAUCUUUGAAUUUAUGGAAUGUAAGAAGCUUAAUAUUGGGAGCUCCUGAGAAGUUGAAGGAGCUCAAUCUGAGAGGAGACUGCUUGGAAGAUUUGACAUUCGACACUAGAGUUUCUUUGGAACAUCUUGAGGAAAUUAAUGCAGAUAUCUGGGAAUACGAAAGUUGGGCUAGGCUAGAAGAUCAUGAUGAACGCUAUUUUGAGAUUAUAUACAAGGAUGAAGAGCCUGAAUGGGAGUCUGACUCUGACCUUAGCUCAGAAGAAGAAGGUGAUGAUGAAGAAGACUGA
Molecule: messenger RNA, 783 nt
Organism: Hansenula anomala
Lineage: Eukaryota; Fungi; Ascomycota; Saccharomycetes; Phaffomycetales; Wickerhamomycetaceae
Exons: 1
Coding region: 1-783 (260 amino acids)
Source: RefSeq, a predicted model, not a curated record